Messenger RNA from Macroventuria anomochaeta, 708 nucleotides. RefSeq lists its product as uncharacterized. The coding region runs from base 1 to 708 and encodes 235 amino acids. NCBI's taxonomy places the organism in Eukaryota, Fungi, Ascomycota, Dothideomycetes, Pleosporales, Didymellaceae. The record is from RefSeq and is a predicted model, not a curated record. The transcript has 2 exons.
AUGCGUACUGUCCACGCGCCCCGACAGAACCCGAUCGCGGACUUUAUUAUCGCAUCUGCUGCAGAUGGGACAACGGUUUCCGUCUAUCGCAACGAGACCCCGAUCGUGUAUGAGUGCGUUCUAUCCUGGUGUGUCAAGACCGUCCAAUCUUCGUACGAGGAAGGCAUCUACAAGGAAGACAUCACCGGCAUCCAGAUGAACACUACCGCUGGUCCACUUCCUUGGUUCACCCGCGACAUCACCACGCCAUACCAAAACGGGACCGAGAUGAUAUACAAUGACGAUAUCAGCAUUAUAACGAAAGCGGCCAGGCUUUUGGCAUGUCAAACGGUUUUCCCCUCAUUCUUAGCGACCAAGGAUAAUUCAACGGAUCUGAUACUUCGAUACAAGAUCUGGCUGGACAGCCCAGCGUACAAUCGGAAGCUCGAUAUCAAUCCAUGGCUAGCGCCCAACAUCUCGGCCUACUUGUCUAGGAUGGCAACGGCAAUCACGAAUCAAAUUCGAACAGUGGGUUCCGGGAAUGAGAACGUAAGACGGACUGCCUACAGCCAGGAAGUCUUCAUACGUGUGCAGUGGGCAUGGUUCGAUUCCUGUAGUGCGUCUUAUACUCAGUCUGGUCUUCUUGAUCGCGACUAUCCUGAAGACAUCCAAGAAUACAGGCGGAAGCGGAAUGUAGAAGACAUCAGUCGUGUCGACACUCAUAUAUAG